Molecule: messenger RNA, 1446 nt
Organism: Rhizopus microsporus ATCC 52813
Lineage: Eukaryota; Fungi; Mucoromycota; Mucoromycetes; Mucorales; Rhizopodaceae
Product: thioredoxin-like protein
Exons: 1
Coding region: 1-1446 (481 amino acids)
Biological process (GO): response to endoplasmic reticulum stress; protein folding
Cellular component (GO): endoplasmic reticulum
Molecular function (GO): protein disulfide isomerase activity
Source: RefSeq, a predicted model, not a curated record
AUGAAGCUCCUUGGACUGGUCAUUUCGACCAUUCUCACAUGUGCAGCUGCUACGACUACUCACAUUCUGCAUAUAGACAACGAAAGCAAUUUCUUAGAUACGAUUCAAUCGCAUAAACUAGUACUUGUCAACUUUUAUGUACCCGACUGCGAGCCUUGUGAGUCCAUCAAGCCAGAAUAUGAAAAGGCAGCAGAGACACUAGCAGAUUCCGUACGAUUCGCACAAGUGAAUUGUGCUGAGAGUGAAUCGAUUUGUUCAGCGUAUCGUCUGAAAGGGUACCCUACACUACAGCUUUUUAGACGUGGUAAGGCAGUGGACGUUUAUUCGGAGGAACCGACAGGCAUUGUGAACUAUUUAAAAAGUCAAAUGACCUUCAAGCUUGCAGACAUCAAGACAAAGGCAGAACUGGAAGAACGUAAAGAAAAGGAACCCAUCUUGAUCGUCGCCUAUGUGUCACCCACCGACUCAGUAUCCAUUGAUCAAUGGAAAUCCAUCUCUGAAGAAAUGAUGGAUGAUUUUGCAUUUGCUCUUGUCACAGACGACACUUUAUCUGCAACCGAAAACAUAUCCACGUUACCCACUGUUGUUCUCUACAAACACUUUGACCACUUACGCGACGAGCGCAAGGGCGAUUUCAAAAAGGAAGAUAUCAUGGACUUUAUCUAUAUCAACUCAGUGCCGCUCCUAGGCGAUAUCACGUCCAAGAACUUUAUGGACUAUGUCGAUGCAGGUCGUCCACUGGCAUACAUCUUUACUGACAGUCUCGAGAUGAAGAACCAGAUGCACGAGCUGUUUUUGCCUCUUGCCGAAAAAUAUAAAGACGAAUUCAGUUUUGUACAUCUCAAUGCGUCUCAAUAUCCUGGUCAACUCGAACUCUUGUCUCUGGACAAACAGAUCCUGCCCACGUUGGGUAUCCAUAACUUCAAGACGGGCGCAAGAUACCCGUUUGAUCAAGAUGUCGAGUUCAACCUGAACCGUAUCGAUCAGUUCCUUAGCAACAUCGUUGACGGUGGUGUUGAGCCCGUGGUCAAAUCACAAGCAUUCCCUCAGCGCUCCCCAAACGAUACGGUCCAUGUAGUGGUCGGUCAUGAGUUCAAUACGGUCGUGUUUGACAAUACCAAAGACGUGUUUAUACAAAUUUAUGCACCCUGGUGCAGACAUUCUCAGCAACUGGCGCCCAUCUGGCAGCAACUCGGUGACCUCGUUCACCAUCAGAAUCAAGACAAUGGAUUGGUUAUUGCCAAGAUGGAUGGUGCAGUCAAUGACGUACCUCCUUCUGCUGGAUUCCAAGUGAAAUCUUAUCCCACCAUCAAGUUUGUCAAGGCAUAUACAAAUGAAGUUGUGGACUAUGAUGGAAAACGCACUUUGGAGGAUUUAGUCAGCUUUGUCAACACCCAUUCGAGCACAGCCAAGAUUGAUUUACCCGUUCGUCAUGAUGAACUCUAA